This is a messenger RNA of Syngnathoides biaculeatus (alligator pipefish), 4777 nucleotides long. It is a transcript of the gene rbm12, whose product is annotated as RNA binding motif protein 12. The record is from RefSeq and is a predicted model, not a curated record. Gene Ontology annotation, molecular function: RNA binding. The transcript is spliced from 2 exons. The coding region runs from base 219 to 2924 and encodes 901 amino acids. Gene Ontology annotation, cellular component: nucleoplasm; ribonucleoprotein complex. Gene Ontology annotation, biological process: regulation of RNA splicing. NCBI's taxonomy places the organism in Eukaryota, Metazoa, Chordata, Actinopteri, Syngnathiformes, Syngnathidae.
UUCUCGCGGCAAGUGCAAAAUCUCGCGUUGUUUCCACCGACAUUUCAUGCGCGUUCACCGGGGUCUUUGCCUGCUUGCAUUUUUUUUUUCCAAAACAUUUUUUUUUUUUUUUUUUGCAGGAACGGGAUCGAGCAACCAAGACGUCCGUGCAUGAAACAAAACACGAGUGUUUUAGUUGAAAGAUUUAUCGGUUAUAGGCCUGUUGAUUAGCUGUCAGUAUGGCGGUAGUCAUCAGACUGCAAGGUCUGCCCAUAGUGGCCGGCACCAUGGACAUCAGGCACUUCUUCUCUGGCCUCACAAUCCCUGAUGGGGGCGUACACAUCGUGGGUGGUGAGCAUGGCGAGGCCUUCAUUGUCUUUGCCACCGACGAGGAUGCUCGGCUGGGAAUGAUGCGCACAGGUGGGUCCAUUAAGGGCUCCAAAGUAUCGUUGUUGCUCAGCAGUAAGACGGAAAUGCAGAAUAUGAUCGAAUUGAGCCGGCGGAGGUUUGAAGGCGGCACCGGUGCGACCGAAACCGCCCCGCCUGCUACGGCUAACCGCCAAGCUGCCGUGGCGGCCAUACCCGCGAUACAGUCGGCCACGGUGGGGAGAAGCGUUAGCCAUGGAAACCCCGGUUUCACUAAUACUUCUGCUGUGGCGACAGCAACCUCAUCACAAGACACUCCGAUUCACAAGGCUGCAGCCAGCCUGGCGCAUAUGGUGCCCAACUUUCCCCAUGGCUACAGCGCCGCACCUGCCAUCACCACAACCCUGCCGUCUCUCAAUCCAGGUCCUCCGCUCAUUGCGCCCAUGCCAUCGAUGCCCACAAUGUCCACGGUUCCUCCUCCUGUGUCAUCGUUGCCACCUGUCCCUACUGUCACCCAACUUUCCCAUGGCCCUCCUGUACCGCCAAUGUCCCACCUCUCCCACAUGUCCUCCCUGCCGCCCUUCAACCCCACCAUGCCACCACCUGGAGGACUUGCCUCAGGACUCCCUUUAGGCACCCCUAACCCAAUGCUAUUCAACCCCCUCAACCCUCUUGCGUCUCUGGGUCUUCAGGCUCACAUGAAGGCUGCUGCAGUCACAGCCACGGCAAUUGGUGUGUCAACUCCAGAUGAGUUGUUUGUCCUCUUACAAAACCUACCGUUCUCCUGUUCAGAGAUGGAGGUCAGGGAGUUUUUCCGGGGUCUGGGGGUGGACGGAGUGCGCUUUUUCCGGGACGGGCAAGGUCGUCCCACUGGCCGCGCAAUGGUCAAAUUCUUCAUGCCCCAAGACUGCUUUGAAGCCAUGAAGCGGGGUGGUGGCAUGAUGGGUCAAAGGUUCAUCGAGAUCACACCGAGCUCUGAGAGACAAUGGGCUAGCCUCAAUCACAGCACCAUGCUCCCGACUCCCCAAAUUAACACGAAACCAAACAGUCAUACACAAGACCAGCAUCAACGACCUAGUCACGCUGGCGACAUUGGCCGGGAUCAGCGAGGGAGGUCAAGAUCUCCGCAUCGUCAGGAGUUCUGCGUUUACCUGAAAGGCCUCCCUUACGAGGCUGACAAAAAACAGAUCAAGGAGUUCUUUAAGAACCUAUCCGUAGUGGAGGACACCAUGUAUAUUGCCUACGGCCCCAAUGGACGAGCCACAGGUGAGGGCUUUCUGGAGUUUAAAACGGAACAAGAUUACAAGACUGCACUGGGUGCUCACAUGCAAUACAUGGGGUCCCGCUUCAUCCAAGUACACCCCAUUAGCUACAAGGGAAUGUUGGAAAAGAUUGACUCCAUUCGUAAGCGUGAAGCAGCGCAGAACAAUGGCAAGAGCCAAGAUAGUCUAAAAACUGAACCUAGGAACUGCGCACAUAUCACCAACAUUCCUUACAAUAUCUCCAAGAAGGAUGUCCGUGCUUUCCUGGAGGGCAUCGGGCUUUAUGAAGACACGCUGAAAGUUCUCACCGACAGCCACGGCAAUGGCUUAGGCCAGGCUAUCUUCCAGCUUCAGACUGAAGAAGACGCCCGCAAAGCAGAAAGACUUCACCGCCAGAAGCUUAACGGCCGUGAUGCAUUUGUUCACUUGGUGACCUUUGAGCAGAUGAAAGAAAUUGAAAGGAACCCCCCACCUCAAAACAAGAGAGGUCAAAGAAAUCCACAGCAGAACCAGCAGAGCCAGAUCCAGAUCCAAAGCCAGCAUCAGCAGGCUCCGGCAGUUCCGCAGCAGCCCCAGAUUAAUCCUUUCGGCGCGAUUGGCGGUGAGGAGUUUAACUUUCUAAGAAGCACCAUGGGAAACCUCAACAGUUCCCCGUUUGUUACGCCGUUCUCUACUGCUGGAAACGGCUUAGCGAGUCACCCUCCACUCCCCCCAUUGGCAGCAGGGCUAGGGGAAGUUAACCUGGCUGUCGCUCCGCCGCUCAUUGCCGGUCUCCCUGGAGCGCCGCUUCUGGAGCCGCCAGGCUUUCGACCUGGUGCGGCUGGGGUACCUACAUUUGGUCAGGAUGGGCUAAGAGGCUUAUUGCCCUUUGAUAACAACAGGAAACCAAAUGUAGGAGCACAGAACAGAGUUGGGCCCGGGGCUAACAACAACAACAACAGCAACAACCAAGGGCGUCAAGUGGGAGCGCCUCCCGGUGGACCUCCAGUUUUCAACCCUGGCUCCGACGGUCUCUUGAUUCCUCCUGGGGCGCCCAACAACCCUAACAUUCACCGUUCUUCUGUCCCAUCUGCCACCGCCCCAACGAUAGUUAAGCUUCAGAACAUGCCAUUCACAGUCACCACAGACGAGAUCAUGGACUUCUUCUAUGGCUACGAGGUGCUCCCUGGAUCCGUUUGCUUGCAGUUCAGUGACAAAGGUCUGCCCACCGGCGAGGCGAUGGUUGCUUUCCAGAACCCCGAAGAGGCUUCCGCCGCCGUCCUGGAUCUCAAUGACCGGCCAAUUGGCGCACGGAAAGUCAAAAUUAGUCUGGGCUAAGAAACCCGUUUACCCCAAGUCUCCAACCAAAGCAGACAGACCCUAAAUAUAUACCCCUUUUAGUCUGAGCUGGUGAUGGUCGGGACUGGUGGCUACAGUUGGGUGGCAUCUUGUUGAAUGUGGUCGCCAUUAGAGGGUCGGGCAUCAUGUACUUGGGACUGAACUGUUAACGCAACUGAUCUAAUCGACCUCCUAAUACCACUACUAUUACAAUACAAUUUUAGAAACCGUUAUUAUUAAUGGGAAAAAAAAACAAGCCUGGGACCAAUUGUUUUUGGUUGCAAGUGCUUUUAUGGUUAAAAUACGAUAAAAACGCCACAAAGAUCUGGUUCUAAUUUUUGCCACUAGCUCUGAACCAGCCCACACCAUCUCAGUGCAAAUGGGGUCCUACUGCUAGACCAUACCGCCAACACAAUUUAUGACAACAUAGCAACACCACUUUAAAAUGUAUUUCCUGGGUGCUCCCAUUUUUUUUAUUCACUGACUUGAUGAAUUUCGGAAAGUAUAGCACCACCACUUUAAAAUGUAUUUCCUGGGUACUCCCAUUUUUUUUUUUUUUUUUUUUUUUAAAUUGACUGACUUGAUGGUCAUGAUGAUGACCAAUUGCUGGAGGAACAACAACAAAAAAAAGCUGAAUUAUGUUCUGUUGCUAUGGUAGCACUCAUGUUACAGCCAUCAUGUGUAAGUCGUGCUCCGGCUGAAGUUGUUUCACGUUUGCGGUCGCUAUGCUAUUGUCGCUCCAUGCUUCGUAGCUAUGCUAAUAUCCUCCAUAUGUUGUUGUGGUAAAAGGCAUUAGAAUUUGUGCCCUUGUCGUCAUGCGCAAUGGUUACUUUUUUGCUGUUCUGCUUUUCCACAUUAAAUGUCUGCUCUUCCGCCCCCCACCCCUCACCCUCCCCUCUGCUCCUGUGUCGCAUUGACGAUGGUGAAAAGCAACUACUGUCAGUCUGGUUCCGAAGGGAUGGAACAGUGUCCGGUAAAUUUCUCUGGGAAGUUAAGAUGGGGGGAAUUUAGGAAAUAAUCGACAUUGGCAACGUUUCAUGGGAUGAUCGGAAUUAUUGUGAGAUCUCUGGAAAUUAAGGCUAAUAGAAACACAUCAUAUUCUUGCAUAAAUAUCAAUGCACUGGUACCUUUUAGGUACCAGGGACCCAACCUAGGUGGUUCUUUGAGAUACGAGCUGUCUGGUCAGUAUUUUGCUUUGUGGUGAGCAAAAAAAUUGAAAUAGUUUUUGAUGUUUAAAAAAAAAAAAAAGCCACCCUUUAACAUGUAGAAAUGUAACAAUACUCACGCAUAUAUUCUUUAUCAUCUGCAAAGAAUGGUUAUUACUCCAGCUUCCUGAGGAUCUGAGACAGUAUCGUGUGCUUUACAUCUGGUAUGUCUGUAGUUAUACAACUCCAUCGUGGUCAAGUCGUGCACACGAGGAGGAGCAGCACAAUGUCUAUUGAAAUGAAGCAAAAACUGCUUAAUUUCUUUCCAUUUUAACAUGUAGAUGAACAUUAUGAAGGUUGUCGUGUUGCUACGAAGUGGGAUGGGCUUCUCUGUCUCCUGUUUUGUUUUUGUUUUUUCUUUUUCUAUCAGUCAUGUCUGAAGAGUCGCUGAAUGAUUUUAUUUUAUUUUAUUUUUUUAAUGAUGAUGUCGCUGUGUUUGGAUGUCCCAACCUACGUCAGUGAUGCGUGUACACACAAUGUCGGUGUAUGAACUGUAGCGUCAGCAGUGUUUUUCGUUUGGUAGUAUUUUUUCUGUGGUCCGUAUAUAGAUUUUGGGAUGUUUUAAGUGUCUGUAUGAUGCCACAAAACAUGCUUUGCUUGUUUUUUGGGGGGGCUAAUAAAAAGGAAGUACAGGACAUUGUCCUUGCC